UUUUUAAUAAAAAUAUUUUUCUUAUUUCUUUUAUAGAAACAAACAAAUUUUUUGAUAAUCUUUGUAAAAAACAUCAUGUUGAAUGUACUAAUCCAAGAACAACAGAUAGAUUAAUUGAUAAAGUAAUUAUAACAUAGUAAAAAUGAAAUCAAUAAAUUUUUUUAUUAUAAAUAUUAAUCAUAUUAUUAUUAUUAUUAUUUUUUUUCGAAAUCUUUUUUAACUCGGUAGAAAAAGUAGAAUGAAUAAUAAUAAUAAAAGAAAUCUAUUAUUCAAUACAAUAUCUUAAAUUGAACAUAAAUCAACAGACUAUGAUUUCAUAUUCAACUAAAUAUUAAAAUUAUUUCCUUCUAAAUAUAUAUAAUAUCUUUAGAAUUACUUUAAUUUUUAACUAAAAGAAUAUAGUUCAUAGAAUAUAUCAAAAAAAAAACUAUUAAAAAUUAUAUGAUUUUAGUUGUACAUAUCAAAAUCUUUUCUACUUUUUAGUGAGACUAAUAUUAAAUAGUUUUCUAUAUUGAUUGAAAUAUCUUACGAAAACAGUCUAAGUUCAUAUUACCGUUUCUGAAACAUAAAAGUCACUAGAAUUAGUAAUAAAAUUUUUGAAUAUGCGCUAAGACAUAGAAACAACCGAUCGACAUCUCCAAAUAAGAUCUGUCAAGUAUUUCACACAUAUUCAUGCACAAAACUAAAAUGGUUGAAAUGCAGCAAACUAAUCUUCACCAAUGUAUUAUUUCUUUUCUUUUUGCCUUGCAAACUCCACUAGAAUUAUUUAGACAAAAAAAACAAAAAACAAAUAUAAAUCUUUAUUAUGAAUAUGGUUAAUAUUUUCUGAAAAUAAUUAAACAAAUUCAGUUUCUCCUCUUUCUAAUAUAAUUUCAAUAUGAAUACUCAGUUCUUAAUUGUUAUUAAUCUAUUGUUCACUAUUUUUCUUUCUCUUCUUUUUUGUUUUCAUCAUAUUUGUUUAUCCUUUAGAAUAUUACAAAUAAAAUUCACAUAAUCAAAAAAAAAAACUUUAUUUUUUCAAAGCAUUUUUUUUUCUUUAACAUCAACAAAAAUUAACUUUCUAUUUCUAUUGAAUUUAUAAUAAAGUCAAAUCUUAAAAAUAAAAAUUUGUUAAUCUAGUCAAUUUGAGUUUUGAUUUGUGUAAGUUGAUCAAAAAAAUAAAAAAAUUUUUUAGUCUUUUUUAUAAAUUAAUAAAAUAUUUAUUUUUUUUUUUAAAUUUAAUUAUAGCUUGUUGGUCAUUUUAUUGAACCACAUUGUCUUAAUCCAACAUUUAUUUGUGAUCAUCCGCAAAUCAUGAGUCCAUUGGCAAAAUAUCAUCGUUCUAUACCUGGUUUAACAGAACGUUUUGAAUUAUUUGUUUGUUAUAAAGAAUUAUGUAAUGCAUAUACUGAAUUGAAUGAUCCAAUUGUACAACGUGAAAUGUUUGAAUUACAAGCAAAAAAUAAAUCAGCUGGUGAUGAAGAAGCUCAAACAAUUGAUGAAAAUUAUUGUAAAGCACUUGAAUAUGGUUUACCUCCAACUGGAGGUUGGGGUAUAGGAAUUGAUCGUUUAACAAUGAUUUUAACAGAUAGUAAUAAUAUUAAAUUAGGAAAAUUAUUUUAUUCUUCUGUACAUUAA
Molecule: messenger RNA, 1617 nt
Organism: Rotaria sp. Silwood2
Lineage: Eukaryota; Metazoa; Rotifera; Eurotatoria; Philodinida; Philodinidae
Source: the annotation of a GenBank genome assembly